Aspergillus mulundensis is the source of this 855-nucleotide messenger RNA. RefSeq names its product dienelactone hydrolase family protein. The coding region runs from base 1 to 855 and encodes 284 amino acids. The record is from RefSeq and is a predicted model, not a curated record. Lineage: Eukaryota; Fungi; Ascomycota; Eurotiomycetes; Eurotiales; Aspergillaceae. The transcript has 3 exons. Gene Ontology annotation, molecular function: hydrolase activity.
AUGUCGUGCCCCGACUGCGUCAGAGGCCACGUCCACCCAGGCACCCCAAAAGGCCGCAUCGAAACCGUCCACGGCCUGCAAACCUACGUCUCCGAGCCCGAAGACACCCCAGAGUCCGAAAUCAAGGGCAUCGUGGUGUUCAUCCCUGACGCGUUUGGGUGGGAGUUCGUCAACAACCGUCUCCUGGCGGACCGAUACGCAGAGACGGGCAAGUUCAGGGUCUACCUGCCUGAGUUCAUGAACGGAACCGCCGUCCCAGCUUGGGGCCUCGACACAAUACGUGCGGUCAUGAAGACCCAGACGGUUUGGGAUUGGAUUUCGAAGCCGUACCACAUCGCAUGCGCUCUCUACGUCAUGCCCACCUUCAUGAUCCGCAACCGCCCCGCAAAAUCCUACCCGCUCGUCGAGUCCUUCUUCGUCUCCCUGCGCCAGUCACCAGAGGGCCAAAGACUUCCCAUCGGCGCAGCGGGGUUCUGCUGGGGCGGAAAGCAUACUCUUCUCCUUUCACACGGGGCAUCGACGACUAUAAACGGGGCGAAACGCAACCUCAUCGAUGCUGGCUUCACGGGACAUCCUAGCAUGUUGGCUUUACCUGGUGAUAUUGAGAAGAUGGUGAUCCCUGUUAGUUUUGCGUUGGCUGAGCUGGAUUCGAGUUUGAAGGGGGAGCAGAUCGAGAUGAUUAAGAGGUUUGUUGAGGAGAAAGAGGAGGUUGGUGGGGAGGUCAAGGUUUACGUUGGUGCUGGCCAUGGGUUCUGCGUUAGGGCUGAUGUCGCGGUUGAGAAGAGCUACAGGCAGGCUGCGGAAUCCGAGGAGCAGGCCGUGGAGUUCUUCAGGAAGCAGUUUGCGAAGAUUUAG